AUGCCAGCUUUACUAGGCAACACCUCCGGUGUAAUAUCCUACCGAGGUUGCAAUACUACGGUAACCAAGUCGCAUAGCUUCAAUGCCUCUAGCUUGAAGUAUAUCCAAAAACCGGUAUGCCGGAAGUUGGAAAUCAAUUUCGCCGCAGUCAUGGGCUGCGUAUAUAAUAUACAAGGAGAUGACGGGACUUCAGUAUGGGAAUUUGACCUCGAUGGUGGGCUCAUAGCCCUGGGACUAGCUAAUAUUGCCUCCGCCCAAAUCUAUGAGAAGGUCAACAACUCGGAAGAUGUCACAGUGAGAUGGGUCGGCAACACGCCAACAUUCAAUUCGGGGACGACGUUCGGACUUCCUUGGCCCCGAGGAAAGUACCCGGCAAACCAGACCAUAUUCAGUGGUCUAGGAGGCAAUAAUGGUGACUCGGUUCGGUUAGAGUCAUGGAUAACCGCGUACUGGCCAGAUGACACCAUCAAAUGGACAGGGCACGCAUUAGGCGGGUCCGAGAAGGUCUACGAAGAAUACAAGAUUACCGCAUCCACCAAUACUAGGGGUAACACGACCAGACGCUCCAGUCCGGCUCCCCAAUCAAAGCUGACCGUUCGCGACUCCAACGACGAGGUUACUGUUGACACCGGGAAACUUACUGCGACAUUCCCAAAGUCCGGUAGCACGGUCCUGGGCUUGAUCAAGACGGCAAGCGGCAAAAUUGUAGGGCAGAAUGGUCGACUGAUACUGCGGUCUCAGUCUGGUAUCGAGGACGAUGGGGAGAAAACAACUUCAAUUGAGAAGCUAAGAUUCGAAAGCAACAUUGAGGAAGUCACCGUCAACACUACCGAAGAUAGCAUAGUCAGGAGUUUGGUAGCUGUUCGUGGAAAACACCAGACGACAUCGGGUACUCGCGAUAACUGGCUACCAUUUAUUCUUCGCUUUUACCUAUACGCGGACUCUGAUGCCAUUCGUGUUGUUCACACACUUAUAUUCGACGGCAAAGCCGACGAGGAUUUCGUCACGGGAAUUGGAAUCCAGUUUGAUGUCCCUCUAGCAGGUGAGGAAUUGUAUAACCGCCAUGUUAGGCUAGCUGGUCAGGAUAGGGGACUCCUGAGUGAAGCGGUACAAGGAAUCACAGGACUGCGAAGAGACCCUGGCGAGGAAGUUCGGAAUUCCCAGUUCAAGGGCGAAAAGACACCCGAUAUCUCAUCCUGGGAUACCCGCGUCUCCUCCCGAUUAAAAUGGAUCCCCUCAUGGAAUGACUAUAGCUUAACUCAGCUAUCUCCGGAUGGAUUUACAUUGAAGAAGCGCACAAAGGCCGGUCAUAGCUGGGUCAAGAUCCCCGGGGGCACACGAGCUGGCGGUCUUGCUUAUCUCGGCGGUGCUACGCAAGGUGGUCUGGCAGUCGCUCUUCGCGAUUUCUGGAAGAAAUAUCCAACGAGUCUAGAUAUAUCCAAUGCGGCUACGGACGUUGGCCAGAUUACCUUAUGGCUAUACAGCCCUGCUGCCGAACCCAUGGAUCUCAGGCCAUUCCAUGACGGCCUAGGCGAAGACACAUACGACGACCAACUUGAUGCUCUUGAGAUCACCUAUGAGGAUUACGAGGGAGGCUACAACACACCAUACGGCAUCGCUCGGACUAACGAAAUCUUCUUAUUUCCAUUUGACAGCACACCCUCCGCGGAUACACUAGCUUCUCUCACAGCCCAUGCAAACGAGCCGCCCGUGCUUGCAGCCGACCCGGCAUAUAUUCAACGGACGAAAGCUAUCGGGUCGUACUGGGAGAUGAUUCCUGAUAAUUUGACCGAGUCGGCGCGAACGAUUGAAUCGCAUCUUGACUUCUUGAUCAAAUUCUACCAGGACCAAGUAUUCCAGAGACGAUGGUAUGGAUUUUGGGACCACGGCGACAUCAUGCAUACCUACGAUGAGGAUAGACACACCUGGCGCUACGACAUUGGAGGAUAUGCGUGGGAUAACUCGGAACUUUCUCCCAACCUUUUCUUUUGGAACUACUUCUUGCGCACUGGUAGAGCGGACGUAUACCGAUUUGCGGAAGCACACGCGCGACACACCGGCGAGGUAGAUGUGUAUCACAUCGGCCCUUUUAAGGGUUUCGGCACUCGUCACGGUGUCCAGCACUGGGGCGAUAGCUCCAAGCAGAUCCGCGUAUCAACACCUAUUUACCGGCAAGUAUUCUACUACUUAUCCGGCGGUGACGAGCGAACAGGAGAGCUCCUGCACGAGCUUAUGGAUGCCGACCAGGCCUUCCUCACCGUGGACCCGCGACGCAAGGUCCGCCAGGAUAACGGCACCUACGUAAUCGACCCGACCGCUCUGGAUUUAGACGUCGGUCUCGACUGGUCGGGUCUGGCUUCGACCUGGUUCCUCGAGUGGGAGAGGCGCGGCCCGCGAUGGGAAGAAGCACGGUCGAAGCUUAACACGACCAUGCACAGCAUUGCAAAUCUGAAGAACGGCUUUGUUACGGGACUAGGUCUUUACAAUCUACACACGGGCGUCAUCUCACCUCCAGCCACCGAUCCGAAGAAUCUCGGCCACGUGGAGGUGUCGCACCUCCCCGCGAGCUUCGGAUUGCCGGAAAUCAUCUCGCAGCUGGCGGACUACCUAGGAGACGACCUGCCAGCCGGCUUCGAGCAGGCGUGGUUGGAUUACUGCUACUACUACGGCGCCGGGGCCGCGGAGCAAACGGCACGAUAUGGAGUCAGCUUCGGCAAACUAAACUUGAAGCAGGGGCACUCGCGGCUGACGGCGUACGCAGCUAAGAAGCUAGACAACUCGACGCUGGCAGCGCGCGCGUGGAAAGAGUUCCUCAGCACGGACGGGUUAUCGCCGUCGUUGCCCUGGGCGAGCGAGCACCUGAAUGGAAGCCAAGUUCUGUCACCGGUCGACGAGGCGGCGUGGGUUUCGACCAACGAUGCCGCGCUCUACGGACUGGCCGCAAUUGAAAAUCUGGCCCAAAUCAGUUAUGCGUUGUAA
Daldinia caldariorum is the source of this 2979-nucleotide messenger RNA. RefSeq lists its product as uncharacterized. The transcript has 3 exons. Bases 1 to 2979 code for a protein of 992 amino acids. NCBI's taxonomy places the organism in Eukaryota, Fungi, Ascomycota, Sordariomycetes, Xylariales, Hypoxylaceae. The record is from RefSeq and is a predicted model, not a curated record.